Halteromyces radiatus is the source of this 1034-nucleotide messenger RNA. RefSeq names its product N-D-ribosylpurine ribohydrolase. The record is from RefSeq and is a predicted model, not a curated record. Lineage: Eukaryota; Fungi; Mucoromycota; Mucoromycetes; Mucorales; Cunninghamellaceae. Gene Ontology annotation, biological process: purine nucleoside catabolic process. The transcript is spliced from 6 exons. Gene Ontology annotation, molecular function: purine nucleosidase activity. The coding region runs from base 18 to 1001 and encodes 327 amino acids. Gene Ontology annotation, cellular component: cytosol.
UUUUUUUUUAUAUACAUAUGACGACUUGCGGUAUUCCCGUUUGGUUGGAUUGUGAUCCAGGCCAUGAUGAUGCUAUGGCAAUGAUUCUUGCAGGCUACAAUCCAAAAUUGAGGUUACUAGGCAUCUCUACUUGUCAUGGUAAUCAAGUUCAUGAAAGUACAACUCGCAAUGCUGCUCUAAUUUUGAAGGCAGCAGGUAUGGAUCAUUUAAAAGUGAUUCCUGGUCAGUCAAAGCCAUUGAUGCGUGCAUCUAUAAUUAGUCCGGAGAUUCAUGGAGAAAGUGGUUUGGACGGCACAUUUGUAUUUCCAGCGUAUGAUCCAUCGUUAGUGCAAAGUGAUGAAAAAGCUGUGCUUUACUUGGCAAGGUUAAUUCAAGGAAUGGAUGAACCGAUCACAUUGAUAGCUACUGGUCCAUUAACGAACUAUGCUUUGUUGUUGACACUUUAUCCUGAAUUACAUUCGAAAAUCAAACAAAUUCUUUUUAUGGGUGGAGCCAUUUCUUCAGGCAAUCGAACGCCAUGUAGUGAAUUUAAUGUUCUGGCUGAUCCAGAGUCCACAUGGAUAGUUGUGCAAUCAGACAUUCCAGUGACAAUGGUACCAUUAGAAGUCACUCAUAAAGCCCUCUUAACAGAUCAAAUCAUUGGAGAGUUAUGUGAUCGAUUACAUCGAUCAAAAUUUUGUCAAUUGGUGUUGGAGUUAUUAUUAUUUUUCAAACAGACCUAUGAAAAAGUGUUUGCCUUUCAUGAUGGUCCACCACUCCAUGACCCAUGUGCGGUGGCUAUCCUGAUUGAUCCAUCUCUGUUUACUAUAAAGUCGAUGGGAGUCAAAGUCAUCACUGAUGAUGGACCCUGUUUAGGUCAAACCGUGUGUGAUAUCUACAAUACAACUGAUUAUCCCAAAAUUAAUGUUGCCAUGGAUAUCAACCCGCCUGCUUUUAUGAGUCUCCUUCUUGAUGCUUUAGAAAAAGCUAAUGUUCAAUCCCCUAUGAAUAUCUCCCAAUGACAUUUAUCAAUAAAACUGUUUUUUAUCAUCAUC